AAACACGAGAGAGGAGUCCUCAAAGCAAGCUAGAAAAGACAAGCCCCACGCGAGAAGAAGAAGAGAACCAAAGAAAGAAGAGGAAGAAGAGAACAACAAGGUGUCUCUCUCUUGGACUGAUUCGCUUCAAUCGCAUCUACCCUCUCUCUAUAUAUCUCUCUUUCUCUCUCUCUAAAAAAAACAUACAUACACAGCAGAGCAACCCAACGUCCCAAGGCAAAGGCAAACAAAAGAAAAGUAGGUGAAAACAAAGUGAUAGAGAAGAGGAUGGUGGUAUCAAACAAUUCAUUUACUUCCAAUAUUCCUCCAAGCACUCUGUGAAAGGAGAAAAAAGAUUAACCCAAUUUUCUCUCUCUAACCGUCUCGGCAUCAUUCUUUUUCUCCCUUGUUGAAGAGUCCGCAGGCAUCUUCAUUUCUCUCAUGCUGUUUAUGUGUUUGCGUUAAUUAGCCCUUCAUUCGCGUCCCACCACAUUGCUCUCUCUAACAUUCUCUCUCCAUAACCUCUCCUUCAACUACCAUCUAUAUACAAAUCAUCCAUCUUUAUAUCUAUAUAUCCCAUAUUAGUUCAUAACAUAUCGUAUCAUCUAGACAUCUAUACCAAUGGCUGUUCAAGCUCAAUACCCAUCAAAUGUUCUCUUCCAAAACAGAAGCUUAGAGGAGGGAAAGAAUCUACUUGGAAAUGACUAUUCAUUGCAACCACAACCAGGAGGGGGAUUUCUUGAUCAAUCUCACAUAGUAUUCAACAAUGGAGGAACUAAUACGUCGCGAAAGAGAGGAAGAGAAUUUACUGGAACAACAACACAAUCUAUCAAUACAUUUUCAUUGCAAACUCAGCCACUACAGCUCAUAGACCUCACUCAGCUUCAUACCCAGCAACGAAAUGUAGUCUCAACAGGUCUCCAAUUAGCAUUCGAAGAACAACAGCAACAUCAUCAACACCGACCACAGACUCUCUCUCCUCAAUCUUCAUCAUCGGUUCUGCUAUCGCUAUUGUCAGAAGACUUGUCACCCGAAAUCAGACGACAGAGUGAUGAAAUCGAACAAUUUCUUCGAACCCAGGGAGAGGAGAUGAGGCGCUCGUUAGCGGAGAAGCGGCAGAGGCACUACCGUGCGCUGCUGGGCUCGGCGGAGGAAUCGGCUGCGAGGAGGCUGAGGGAGAAGGAGGUGGAGGUGGAGAAGGCGGCUCGGCGCAACGCAGAGCUGGAGGCUCGGGCGGCACAGCUGAGCGCGGAGGCACAGGUGUGGCAGGCGAAGGCUCGCGCGCAGGAGGCAGCGGCGGCUUCGCUGCAGGCGCGGCUGCAGCAUGCUAUAAUGAGCGGGAGGUGCGCACAGGAGGAAGGAGGAGGGGGAGUCGAAGGGCAGGCCGACGACGCCGAAUCGGCAUACAUUGACCCGGACCGAGUCGUGAUGACGAGUGGGCCGAGUUGCAAAGCGUGUCGGAAGCGAGUCGCCUCAGUGGUUCUGUUGCCGUGUCGGCACCUUUGCCUCUGUACAGAAUGUGAUGCUUCGGCUCAAGUUUGUCCACUCUGUCUAGCUUUCAGAAAUUCAAGUGUCGAAGUGUUUCUCUCUUAGAGCCCAAGCCCAAUCACAGGCCCAGUUUCGGUCCAAGACCGUGAAUGGAUCAAAGGGUAAAAUGGUAAUGGAAUUGAAAAAAAAAAAAAAAAGUGAGAUGGGUUGACUGGGUGAGGAGGAGGAAGACAAAUAAUAUUGAAAAUAAUAAAAAAAAUAUAUUUUAUCUCCUUAUGCUUUUCUUUUCUUUUUUUUCUUUUUUUGGUUUUUCUUUUUACCUACCCAAGACUACAAUUUUUGUGUUUUCUUUUCUUUUUCUUUUCUUGGGGGUGGAAGUACCUUAGAGGUAAUGUACAUGACUCUUUUUUUUUUUUUUUUUGAAAUUUAAUUCAUAUAUAAAUUCUUUUAUUUGAUCAUCA
Messenger RNA from Cornus florida, 1928 nucleotides. RefSeq names its product BOI-related E3 ubiquitin-protein ligase 1-like. Lineage: Eukaryota; Viridiplantae; Streptophyta; Magnoliopsida; Cornales; Cornaceae. The record is from RefSeq and is a predicted model, not a curated record. Gene Ontology annotation, molecular function: ubiquitin-protein transferase activity. Bases 601 to 1572 code for a protein of 323 amino acids. The transcript has 4 exons.